Messenger RNA from Drosophila persimilis, 1931 nucleotides. RefSeq names its product tektin-1. The record is from RefSeq and is a predicted model, not a curated record. The transcript is spliced from 3 exons. Gene Ontology annotation, cellular component: nucleus; microtubule cytoskeleton. Bases 59 to 1819 code for a protein of 586 amino acids. Gene Ontology annotation, biological process: cilium movement involved in cell motility; cilium assembly. Lineage: Eukaryota; Metazoa; Arthropoda; Insecta; Diptera; Drosophilidae.
UAGUUUAAAAUAAAUAUUCUUGUUACUUUUUGUGGUCUUGUGAGUAAGUUAAUUGAGGAUGAGUUGUGAGGAAAAGAAGACGCCGCACCAGGGAGACGGGGAUUGCCAAGCCAAGGUCAAGGACCUAAAUCCUCCGGCAACAUGUCCGGCUCCAUUGAUCUGUCCACUGCCGCCAGAUCCUCCCUCAUUUCGACUGAAGAAGGCUCCGAACCCGGCUAAGGUGGCUUUAGCACCGUACCCCGAAGAGGCUGCCCAGCAGAACAUCCACCUGACAGUGGUGGGUCCGGCCCAGGAGCACCAGAAGCUUCAGGCCGAUCUCCAAGCCGGAGUAGAUCACCAGCAGAAGCAGCUGGCCGACAUGCGAGCAGAUCAGUACAAUCAAUCGCAGAAACCCAUCUUUACGGAAGAAGUUCAGUUUGCCCGUGCCAUGGACCCGAAUAGGGACAACCUUCAGAAUCCGCCAUGCUAUUUGCCGCAGGCGGGCGACGAUCUGCCACACAAGGAUCAGCUGAUGCCAAUGGGUCCGAUCGGGCCCUGGGCUUCUGGCAAGGUCGAUUGGAGUCCUAUGGCAGGCCUGACGGGAACACGUCCUGUGGUGGAUCGUUACUCGAUCACUCGCUUCAGUCCUAACGAGUGGAGAACAAGGAACCAUCAAACGAUUCAAUUGAUCAACGGAGUGCUGGACAAGGCGGAUAAAAAUCGCUUUAGUGCUGCUACAGAGUUCCAGCGACUGUCGGCGUUGGUCACGAAAACCCAGGCGGAAACUACCGACAAGCUGAAGCUGCGAUCCCAGUUGAUUGGUAAAUGGAAGAACACUCUGGAGAAUGCCAUUAAAGCGAUGGCCGACGAGAUAUCCACAAUGGAAGUGGAACGCAUAAAGCUGCGCAAGUCACUCGUGAUACUCGGCGUUCCGGAGUCAAUUGCCAAGGAGUGCAUUGAGAAACGCGCCUCUCGUCCCGACACGGAGCUGGUGAGGGAUCAGACCGAGGAAGAGCUUGUCAACGAACUGGCUCUGAUUGCCGAAAUACGGCGCCUGCUGAAGAAGACCCUCGAGGACUUUGAGGCUCAGCAGGUUGAGAAUCGCACGGCCAGGCAGCGGUUGGAGUACGACUGGAGUGAUAAGAAGGAGGCCUACGAAAUCGAUACCCUCAACCAGGGCCUCAACAACAACUCACGAACGAUUAUGUUUCGGCCCGGAGCUGUGCGUCAGCCCCCAGAGCAGGCAUCAGAGAAGUACUGGGAGCAUUUCAGCAUGGAGACACUCGAGGACUGUGAGAAGUGCCGCCAGAAGUCGGUGGCCCUGCGCGCAACCCUCAACUCGAUCCUGAUGAACGCCGCCCGGGACAUUCGCACCCAGGCCGAUAUAGUAGAGAAGGCUCUUACGGCGCGCAUCAAUUGCACCCAGGAGGCAGUGCAGCGUUUCGAGAACGAUCUUCGCAACAUCCUGCAGACCCUCGCCGACACCGAGACCCGCAUCCUCACCAUUCGCCGUCGCGUUCGCAGCUUCGAUUCGGCCAUGAAGGUGGCCCAGACGCGAAUGGACAACCGCAGCUAUCGCCCCAAUGUCGAGAACUGUCGAGACGUGGCCCAACAGGACCUCAUCGACGAGGUGCACACCAUCCAGAGCAGCGUCUCCGCGAUGCUCCACGAACUGGACGAGGCCGAGCGGGUCAAGAGUGAUCUGGUGUCAGCACGCGCCGUCCUCGAGCGGGAGAUAAUGCUCAAGCGCCGCACCCUGUUUACGGAUCGGGAACGCUGUAUGCUGCUUCGCUCACACUACCCAUCGGCGAAUGCCCUGAGCGGCUCGGCAACGUUCUAGAUAAUGGUUCUCCUGGAAUGGAUCAAAAUUGUUGAGUUAUAUUUUAUAUGGUUCUUUGACGUAGCAGUAUAUGAGAUGCACGUUUAAAUAAAUUGUAAAUGCAUUUUUUGAA